This is a messenger RNA of Benincasa hispida (wax gourd), 1844 nucleotides long. It is a transcript of the gene CASP5, whose product is annotated as casparian strip membrane protein 1. The record is from RefSeq and is a predicted model, not a curated record. NCBI's taxonomy places the organism in Eukaryota, Viridiplantae, Streptophyta, Magnoliopsida, Cucurbitales, Cucurbitaceae.
CAUAGUUUUGGAAAGGAAUAGAAAACUCUUAUCUGUGAGAAAUGAGACUAUUCCCAGACAAAGAGAUGAAAACUGUGAAACAAACAUGAGAAUUGGAUACCGAUAGUUAAUUUCCAUGCAGAAAAAGGAUGGGCAAAAGGGGGAGAGAAGGCAAUUUAAAAUGAAACUUGGAAAGGAGAGCGUGUCAAGCACACAGCAUAUAAUAAAGAUUUGGAUAUAAUAUAUAUAUAUAUGUGAAAGUGGAAUGGUUUUUGAUAGUGCAGCCAAUUCUAAUACUGAACCCAACUCAACUUCUCUCAAUUUUUUGUUCAUAUCUUUUUGAGUUUUGCAUACCAACUUCCAACUGCCCUCUUAACUGAACUCCAAAUUAUUUUCCCUUUUGGGUCUUCCUUAGGUUGAGCCACAUGAGUUGGUACCCUCUAACCCUACCCUAAAAUAGGAUAUAUGAUGAUAAAAUGCAAACCUUUUAUACUCCUUACCCAUUUCCUACCCAAAAAAGGAAAUAAAAAUACCUACACUCCAAACAUAGGGACAAAAGGGAAACAAUAAAAGAAAAGUAAAAAAAGAAGAAGAAGAAGAUAAUCAUGAGAUUAAAAUACAAUUUACGUAAAUUCCAAAAUUAGAUUAGACCUGUAAUGACAUAUUUAUUGCAAAGAAGAAGUCCUACUCGGUUGUUCGGCGAAGAUCAUAUAAUAAUUUAUAAUUUAGAGUCAUGAUUAUUGACAAAAAAAUCACAUUUAGGGUUUAGGGUUGAGGAUGCAAUGUAAUGUAAAUUAUAUAUUAAGGAUGUAAUUUGAUUAAUUGAACAAUAUAUAAUAUUUAUUGGUAUCAUACGAGCCUACAUAAACAUGAAUAUUAAAAUAAUUGACUAGACAAGCCAACCUAAUUUCAAAAAGUUCCAUACUUCUAGUUUUUUUUUUUUUUUUUUUUUCCCUUACAGAAAACUUAAAGUACAAUAUCUUAAAAAUUAUUUUAAAACUACUCAAUUUAUUUUUAAAAACUUAAAGUAUAUAAUCUAUGAAGAUCCCCCUGUUUUUGGAGUGGAGUUGUUUGCUCUCCUGUGGGCAUGGCCACUAAACUUCACCAAAACAACAAUGCAUAGCUUAAUGCAUUGCGUAUUAAUAGCUCCUUUGUGCACACUGCCUAGCCAUGCACAUUGAGCUUCCCAAACAAAACCACUUCUCAAACCUUCAUAAUCUAAACAAUAACCCUUCAAAGAAAGAUGAAGGCAGUUAUGGGCGAGUCGAGUGAGUUGAAGAGUUCCAAACUCAAACCAGGGGUGAACCGUGGUUUGUCGAUAUUCGAUUUCAUCCUAAGGUUGGCUGCCAUCGUUGGAACAUUAGGAAGUGCAAUAGCUAUGGGAACGACUAACCAGACUCUUCCAUUUGCCACACAGUUUGUUCAGUUCAGAGCUGAGUUUAAUGAUCUGCCUAUGUUUACCUUUUUUGUAGUAGCCAGCGCCAUUGUAAGUGGCUACUUGGUUCUGUCUCUGCCUCUUUCCAUAUUCCACAUCCUGAAGAGCAAAGCACGUCGGACAAGGGUCGUGCUGGUAUUCUUAGACGCGGGAAUGAUGGCUCUUUUGACAUCUGGGGCUUCUGCAGCAGCAGCCAUUGUGUACUUAGCUCACAAAGGAAAUGGCAAGACAAAUUGGCAAGCCAUUUGCCAGCAAUUUAGCUCGUUCUGUGAGCGAAUCUCAGGCUCUUUGAUCGGAUCUUUUGUAGCAAUUGUUCUACUUAUGAUUAUGAUCUUCCUGUCUGGUGCAGCACUGUCUCGUCGCCGUUGAAAGUAAUUUAUCAUAUCACCAAAACCUUGCAAGUUUAUGAGAACUACAUCUGGGUCUUUUU